Molecule: messenger RNA, 1179 nt
Organism: Colletotrichum abscissum
Lineage: Eukaryota; Fungi; Ascomycota; Sordariomycetes; Glomerellales; Glomerellaceae
Exons: 1
Coding region: 1-1179 (392 amino acids)
Source: RefSeq, a predicted model, not a curated record
AUGUGCUUCGCCAAAACGAUUUACACAUGCCAGCACCAAGAACGAAAACGCGUAACCUGCCGCAAGACAUGGCGCCAUCGAGCGGGCUGGUGCUUCCGCCCAGUCCUCUCCUUCUUCUUCGGCGACGCCCCCGAAGAGCCCUGCAGCGAGCUCCGCGCCAACGACACCGUCUGGCCCAACGUCACCUGCCCAGAGUGCCGCACUGCCGAGGAGACCGGGAUCGCCACCAAGGGCAUGGUCACUAGUACGACCACGACGAACAAGUACCGCGAGAAGCUCACGCCAGCGGCGCUGGCGGCCUCGCGGCGGCGUAAGGAGGAACAGGAUAAGAAGGAGGAAAAGAUGCGGACAAACUACUGGUCGAUCCAGGAGGACUACCAAGAGGGGUUGAGGAAGCGGGAGAUGGAAGAAGCUGCUCGACUUCAGGGCGGUGAUGCUUCUCUUGUUGAGGGGAGCGAGAAUUAUGCUGAUAGGCCUCUCCCCGCUCUUCCUACCUUUCCUGCUGCUUCGGUUGGUGACACUCGCGGGGAUCCGGGAUACCAGGACCCACGACUCCGUUCCAAGAAUAUGUUCCCUCCGCCACCGCCUCCGCCUCCUCCAUCGACGCCCGGGAAUAAGAAGACUACUAAGAAGAAGCGCAGGAGAAUGGAACCGAGACGUCUGCCCACUGUAAUCAGUACUGGUAGCCCGAUCAGCAAAUCAUCUCGACGCUCACAAGAGCAAAAGCGACGAUGCUCAGAAGACAAAUGGAGACAACACCCACAAGAGAAAAAGAGACGGCGGGUGGAAGAGCAAACAAGACAGAACUCAGGCGAGCUAACGAGCCAAAGUUCAGAAGAGGGCCCAUAUGAACGGCCGACAAAGGAGAACCGCUACGGCAGAGACACGACCUCGGGUAGACAGGCCGCCGACGAGGCUAUCCGGAUCAUGAAGGAAGCCGAUGGGCCAUCGCCGGCAAGGCAGUCUAUCGCCGUGAGAAGAGGCAGGGAGAUGAAGCAACUGGCCAACAGCUAUCGAGAGGAGCGGGCCGCUCCGUGGCCCGAGGAGCCGAGUAUUCAACGACGUCCCACGCCCCCGCCCUCGCCGGAGCCGGAGAAGGCGGCAAAGAAGAGUGGCAAGCGCAAGGGCGGUUGGAACCCGUUUGGUAACAAGGAUCGCCGAGACGAUGUGACCCAUUAG